GUUAUCAAGAUGCUUAUCCCACCGUAUGCCCCACAGCACUGCAGCGAAUACCAGCGCCAGGAGUGAGGGUGUAAAUCUGCUCCCCAGGAGGUUCCUGCCAGCAGUGUGGGGGGUGAUCUUUAUAAGUGCUCUAAUAGGAGCAGUAGGUCAGACUGCCGUCCAGUCUGCCUAACUAGGUGAAAGCCUAAGUAGGUGACAGCUGGCUGGGAGGGGAGUGAACAAACUUCAACAUUGCCCAAGUGAUUAGCCUGGUCAGUGGUGAGGAGCCCUUGACAGGCAGUGGCUGUGUGCAGAGACCGGUCAGAUCCAUCGGCGGGAGACGCUACGUUCACCAGAGAAAUGAGAGAUCAGAUGCACAGGAACCUCACUGAGAGUUUAUUCCCUUGGUUGUUUGCAGAUGCUGGCAUAUCAGAAGUGGUUCAGCUCCGACUGGUGAACAGCCCAAGUCGCUGCGCUGGGAGGGUCGAGGUGCUUCACAGCCAGAAGUGGGGAACCGUGUGUGAUGACAGCUGGGACCUACAGGAUGCUGGAGUCGUGUGCAGGCAGCUGGGCUGUGGGACGGCGUUAUCAGCCCCAAGAAGGGCUCGAUUUGGGCAAGGCUCUGACCGUAUCUGGCUGGAUGAUGUCAACUGCACAGGGACAGAAGCUGCCCUCUCCGAUUGCAGAGCUCGGCCUUGGGGAGACAACAACUGUAACCACAGAGAAGAUGCCGGUGUUGUGUGCUCAGACGCUGGCAUCUCAGAAGUGGCUCAGCUCCAACUGGUGAACGGCCCGAGUCGCUGCGCUGGGAGGGUCGAGGUGCUUCACAACCAGCAGUGGGGAACCGUGUGUGACGAUGGCUGGGACUUACAGGAUGCCGGAGUCGUGUGCAGGCAGCUGGGCUGUGGGACGGCGUUAUCAGCCCCACGAGGAGCUCGAUUUGGGCCAGGAUCUGACCGUAUCUGGCUGGCUGACAUCAACUGCACAGGGACAGAAGUUGCCCUCUCCGAUUGCAGGGCUUUGUCUUGGGGAGAGAAUAACUGUACACACGGAGAAGAUGCCGGUGUUGUGUGCUCAGACGCUGGCAUCUCAGAAGUGGCUCAACUCCGACUGGUGAACGGCCCGAGUCACUGCGCUGGGAGGGUCGAGGUGCUUCACAACCGUCAGUGGGGAACCGUGUGUGAUGACAGCUGGGACUUACAGGAUGCCGGAGUCGUAUGCAGACAGCUGGGCUGUGGGACAGCAUUAUCAGCCCCAGGAGGGGCUCGAUUUGGGCAAGGGUCAGACCGUAUCUGGCUGGAUAACAUGAACUGCACAGGGACAGAAGUUGCCCUCUCUGACUGCAGGGCUCGGCCUUGGGGAGAAAAUAACUGUACCCACAGAGAAGAUGCCGGUGUUGUGUGCUCAGAUGCUGGCAUAUCAGAAGUGGUUCCGCUCCGACUGGUGAACAGCCCAAGUCACUGCGCUGGGAGGGUCGAGGUGCUUCACAACCAGAAGUGGGGAACCGUGUGUGAUGACCGCUGGGACUUACAGGAUGCCGGAGUCGUGUGCAGGCAGCUGGGCUGUGGGACGGCAUUAUCAGCCCUAGGAGGGGCUCGAUUUGGACAAGGAUCUGACCGUAUCUGGCUGGAUGACGUCAACUGCACCGGGACAGAAGCUGUCCUCUCCGAUUGCAGGGCUCGGCCUUGGGGAGACAGUAACUGUAACCACAGAGAAGAUGCCGGUGUUGUGUGCUCAGACGCUGGCAUCUCAGAAGUGGCUCAGCUCCGACUGGUGAACGGCCCGAGUGGCUGCGCUGGGAGGGUCGAGGUGCUUCACAACCAGCUCUGGGGAACCUUGUGUGAUGACAGCUGGGACUUACAGGAUGCCGGAGUCGUGUGCAGACAGCUGGGCUGUGGGACGGCGUUAUCAGCCCCAGGAGGGGCUCGAUUUGGGCGAGGAUCUGACCGUAUCUGGCUGGCUGACGUCAACUGCACAGGGACAGAAGUUGCCCUCUCCGAUUGCAGGGCAUGGCCUUGGGGAGAGAAUAACUGUACCCAUGGAGAAGAUGCCGGUGUUGUGUGCUCAGACGCUGGCAUCUCAGAAGUGGCUCAGCUCCGACUGGUAAACAGCCCGAGUCACUGCGCUGGGAGAGUCGAGGUGCUUCACAACCAUCAGUGGGGAACUGUGUGCGAUGACAACUGGGACCUACAGGAUGCUGGAGUCGUAUGCAGGCAGCUGGGCUGUGGGACGGCGUUAUCAGCCCCAGGAGGGGCUCGAUUUGGGCGAGGGUCAGACGGUAUCUGGCUGGAUGACGUCAACUGCACAGGGACAGAAGUUGCCCUCUCCGAUUGCAGGGUUCAGACUUGGGGAGAGAGUAACUGUACCCACGGAGAAGAUGCCGGUGUUGUGUGCUCAGACUCAGGCAUCUCAGAAGUGGCUCAGCUCCGACUGGUGAACGGCCCAAGUCGCUGCGCUGGGAGAGUCGAGGUGCUUUACAACAAGCUCUGGGGAACCGUGUGUGAUGACAGCUGGGACUUACAGGAUGCCGGAGUCGUGUGCAGACAGCUGAGCUGUGGGACGGCAUUAUCAGCCCCAGGAAGGUCUCGAUUUGGGCAAGGAUCUGAUCCUAUAUGGCUGGACAAUGUUCACUGCACAGGGACAGAAGCUGCCCUCACCGAUUGCAGGGCUCAGACUUGGGGAGAGAAUAACUGUACCCAUGGAGAAGAUGCCGGUGUUGUGUGCUCAGAUGCUGGCAUCUCAGGAGUGGCUCAUCUCCGACUGGUGAAUGGUCCAAGUCACUGCGCUGGGAGGGUUGAGAUGCUUCACAACCAGCAGUGGGGAACCGUGUGUGAUGACGGCUGGGACUUACAGGAUGCCGGAGUUGUAUGCAGGCAGCUGGGCUGCGGGACGGCGUUAUCAGCCCCAGGAGGGGCUCGAUUUGGGAGAGGGUCAGACCGUAUCUGGCUGGCUGACGUCAACUGCACAGGGACAGAAGUUGCCCUCUCUGAUUGCAGGGCUCGGCCUUGGGGAGACAAUAACUGUACCCACGGAGAAGAUGCCGGUGUUGUGUGCUCAGACGCUGGCAUUUCAGAAGUGGCUCAGAUCCGACUGGUGAACAGCAGGAGUCGCUGCACUGGGAGAGUCGAGGUGCUUCACAACCGUCAGUGGGGAACCGUGUGUGAUGACGGCUGGGACUUACAGGAUGCUGGAGUCAUAUGCAGGCAGCUGGGCUGUGGGACGGCGUUAUCAGCCCCACGAGGGGCUCGAUUUGGGCAAGGAUCUGAUCCUAUAUGGCUGGAUUACGUCAACUGCACAGGGACAGAAGCUGCCCUCUCUGAUUGCAGGGCUUGGCCGUGGGGAGACAGUAACUGUACCCACGGAGAAGAUGCCGGUGUUGUGUGCUCAGACUCUGGCAUCUCAGAAGUGGCUCAGCUCCAACUGGUGAAUGGUCCAAGUCGCUGCGCUGGGAGGGUCGAGAUGCUUCACAACCAGCUCUGGGGAACCGUGUGUGGUGACAGCUGGGACUUACAGGAUGCCAGAGUCGUGUGCAGGCAGUUGGGCUGUGGGACGGCGUUAUCAGCCCCAGGAGGGGCUCGAUUUGGGCAAGGAUCUGACCGUAUCUGGCUGGAUGACGUCAACUGCACAGGGACAGAAGCUGCCCUUUCCGAUUGCAGGUUUCAGCCUUGGGGAGAGAAUAACUGUACCCACGGAGAAGAUGCCAGUGUUGUGUGCUCAGACGCUGGCAUCUCAGAAGUGGCUCAGCUCCGACUGGCGAACAGCAGGAGUCACUGCGCUGGGAGGGUCGAGGUGCUUCACAACCAGAAGUGGGGAACCGUGUGCGAUGAUAGCUGGGACCUACAGGAUGCUGGAGUCGUGUGCAGGCAACUGGGCUGUGGGACGGUGUUAUCAAUCCCAGGAGGUGCUCGAUUUGGGCGAGGAUCAGACCAUAUCUGGCUGGAUGAUGUCAACUGCACAGGGACAGAAGCUGCCCUCUCUGAUUGCCGGGCGCAGUCUUGGGGAGUGAAUAACUGUACCCAUGGAGAAGCUGCCGGUGUUGUGUGCUCAGACUCUGGCAUCUCAGAAGUGGCUCAGCUCCGACUGGUGAACGGCCCGAGUCACUGUGCUGGGAGGGUCGAGGUGCUUCACAACCAGCAGUGGGGAACCGUGUGUGAUGACGGCUGGGACAUAACCGAUGCUGGAGUCGUAUGCAGGCAGCUGGGCUGUGGGACGGCGUUAUCAGCCCCAGGAGGGGCUCGCUUUGGGCGAGGAUCUGACCAUAUCUGGCUGGAUGACAUCAACUGCACAGGAACAGAAGCUGCCCUCUCCGAUUGCAGAGCUCGGCCUUGGGGAGAUAAUAACUGUACCCACGGAGAAGUUGCUGGUGUUGUGUGCUCAGGCUCAGGCAUCUCAGAAGUGGCUCCGCUCCGACUGGUGAACGGCCCAAGUCGCUGCGCUGGGAGAGUCGAGGUGCUUCACAACCAGCAGUGGGGAACUGUGUGUGAUGACAGCUGGGGCUUGUCCGAGGCUGAAGUCGUGUGCAGGCAGCUGGGCUGUGGGACAGCGUUAUCAGCGCCACGUGGGGCUCACUUUGGACAAGGAUCUGACCGUGUGUGGCUGGAUGAGAUUCAGUGCACAGGGGCAGAAGCUGCCCUCACCGAAUGCAAGGCUAAGCCUUGGGGAGAGCAUGGCUGUAACCCCGGAGAAGAUGCAAAUGUUGUGUGCUCAGAUCAGGGCCAGCUGAGGCUGCGGCUGACGAGUGGCCCAAGCCCCUGCUCCGGGCGAGUGGAGGUGCUGAUUAACAACACCUGGGGUGCCGUGUGUGACGCCGGCUGGGGCCUGCCAGAGGCGGGGGUGGUGUGCAAGCAGCUGGGCUGCGGCACGCCGCGAUCGGCCCCGGGAGUUGCUCAGUUCGGCCCCAUGGCCAGUGACGUCUGGCUGGAGGGCUUGAGCUGCUCUGGCCAGGAGUCUCUCAUCAGUGAGUGCCAGCUGAGUCGGCUGGGUCCCAGGCUGUGUGGCCGUGGCUCCGAGGCCAGCGUGGUGUGUGCCGGGCAGGCCGGCCUUGGGCUACUCUACUAUGUGCUCCUCGGCCUGGGUGCCGUCGUGGUGCUGAUCUGCGGGGUCCUGCUCUGCUGGAGGAUGCGUCGGAACAGAGCUGCUGGGAACUCCCUGGGUAAGAGCCCUGAACCCCCGCAGGGGAGGGGAAGGGGGGCCUGGGACAAGGGCUGCCCUGCCGUCCUGACCCAGGAAUCCAGCCCCAGCUGCAGCCCAGUAUCCUUGAGCUGCAACCCAGUGCCCUGUUCAUGCCCUGGGCUGCCUCCCUGCAUGGGGACCUUCUGCUCUCACAGCUGCUGGGGUCCCAGCUCUGACUGCCAUGCACAGGCCCAGUGUCCCAGCCUGCGGGUGCCCCGUCCCUACAGCCCUGCCCUGGCAGUGGGUCCCAUUCACAAUGUGCCCUGGGAUGCUGGGUGAGGGGGGGCUGGGAGGGGGCUAGGGUUGCCAAGCAUCGGUUUUUUGACUGGAAUCAUAAAAAGUCCAGUCGGUGGCACAGCGGGGCUAAGGCAGGCCUCCUCCCUGCCCUGGAUCUGCACAGCUCCCUGGAAGUGGCCAUCAUGUCCCUGUGACCCCUAGGCACAGGGGUGAUCAGGGAAGCUCCACAUGCUGCCCCUGUCCCCAGCGCUGGCACCGCAGCUCUCAUUGGCCAUGAACCAAGGUCUAUGGGAGAUGUGGGGGCAGUGCCUGCUGGCGCAGGCAGCACACAGCGUUCAGAGCCACCUGGUGGCUCUGCCUCUGCCUCAGGGCCUGACAUGCUGGCUGCUUCCAGGAGCAGCGUGGAGCCUGCCUUAAGGCCGCUGGGAGCUUCCUGAGGUAAGCGGUGCCUGGCCGGAGCCUGAACCCCCAACCCCCUGUCCCAGAUCAAAACCCCAUCCUGCAACCUCUCUCCCCGAGCCUGCACCCACACCCCAACCCCCUCCCCCAGGUCUGAACACCCUCCUGCACCCUAACUCCCUCCCAGACCCCACACCUCCACUCGCACCUCAACCCCCUG
Molecule: messenger RNA, 6007 nt
Organism: Chrysemys picta bellii (western painted turtle)
Lineage: Eukaryota; Metazoa; Chordata; Testudines; Emydidae
Source: RefSeq, a predicted model, not a curated record